This is a messenger RNA of Cynoglossus semilaevis (tongue sole), 2841 nucleotides long. RefSeq lists its product as uncharacterized. Gene Ontology annotation, molecular function: metal ion binding. The record is from RefSeq and is a predicted model, not a curated record. NCBI's taxonomy places the organism in Eukaryota, Metazoa, Chordata, Actinopteri, Pleuronectiformes, Cynoglossidae. Bases 106 to 2070 code for a protein of 654 amino acids. Gene Ontology annotation, biological process: protein ubiquitination; Notch signaling pathway. The transcript has 9 exons.
GUUAAAAGAUGUUAGUUUCAGUUAACAGUUCAGUUCUAACACAACAGUUCUAAAAUCGACGUCUUCAACACUUGACAAAAAAGCUCAGACAAACGAAAAGUAAAGAUGAAAAGGGCGUUCACCGAAUAUUUUGAAAAGGUGGAAGCCGAGUUCGUGCUCGCAGAAGGCAACCCUAAUAAGACGGCCAGAAUGGCGAGCAACGGCGAAAUGCCUGUGGACAAUAUGCACCAUCAGGAUGGCUGGAGCAGACCUAACCCUAACCCUCCAGCAUCAUCUGUUGGGCCUGAUCAAGACAAAGAUCAAGUUUCUCUCCCACUGUCCAUCAACUGGUCAGGGAUGAUUGAAGAAUCAAACUAUAAAAGAAACCUCCAGAAAAUCCUUCAGAGUUGGGCCAACAAGAACACAUUGCACAUAAACUUUGACGUUGUUAAUGCCUCAAAGGACACUGCUCAGAUAAUUAUAAGGCCUGCUAAAGACCAAACGUGUUUAGAUAACCUGUAUGGACAAACACUGACCAACAAAGAAGGAAACAUAUCAGUCACAGUAACACAGUUCAAACCACCCAGUUCUUCUCUCGAUCAACAAGAAGAGGGAAAAAAAACAGAGGAAAAAAGCCAGAUAAUCAGUUUGGCAAUGACCAUGAUGAAGGAAGCAGAAGAAGAGCUGAGGAGCUGCAGUGUUUCUGUUGGACAUUUCUGGUAUGUGAACCAGAUCUACGGAGAAAAAAUGAAAUGUAUUGAGAAAGAUAAUGGAGUAGAGAUUAAAUCAGAGGUGACAGUGAAUUUUAAACCAAAACACCCAUAUGCAGAUCUGAAGAAGGCACGCAGUGAGUUCACUAAUCUAGUUCAGAAUUCCAUAACGGAAUCCAAUGGCUUUGUUGUUCCGUUCAAAACCAUGGCUCCAGAAGACUGUAGCACCAUACUGAACAUCAUCCAGAAAUAUGAGAACAAGCUUUUUCUCACCAUUUCCUCUCAAGAAGUUACAGUAUGUGGGCCCAAACACAGUCAAGACUCCGUGAAGGAAUGUUUACAUAGAAACAAGAUCGCCACGAUAAACACCACUCCUUCAGCAGCCUCUACUGACAAACAACUGACGAUUGGGAUGAAGAUCAACGACCCACUUGUUAAAACUGGUCUCUCCAUGGACUUGAAUCGAUGGUGUUAUAUGAGGAACUCCUUUAUGGAACAACUGAAUGAAAUCAAAACAAAGUUCAAUGUGGACCUGAUAGAAACAAACACCAUCGGAGGAAAUGUAGACAUCAUGGCCUUGCACAGAAGUGAUGGGAACGUUGCCAUGGAGAGCCAUGCUCAAAGAGCUCUUCUUCGUUUGUACCAGAAAUUUGUAACAUCGCACAUGAGGUCAAAGCAAAGCCACGACAUUGGUGGCGUAAACAUCUGGAUGCAGCAAAGCUAUGAGCAUCAGUCAGAGGGGGCCGUCGGUGGACUAGAGCUGAGUGGGAUGCAGGGACCCAGCCAUGACAUAUGUAAAUUGAGCACCAAAGAAUCAAAAAAUGAUGAGGGCGACAACUGCCCCAUAUGCCUGGACAAAUUCACCAAUAAGAAACAGCUCAACUGUAAGCAUGAAUUCUGUGACGGAUGUCUGCAACGUUCGAUGGAUAGCAAUGGGCCCAUAUGUCCGCUGUGCAAAGAUGUCUAUGGAAUAGUAGUGGGAAACCAGCCUGUUGGAAAAAUGACAUCGAACAAGACUUCCUCUUCCCUACCUGGUUUUCCAGGAUGCGGAACAAUAACCAUUAACUAUAACAUUCCAAGCGGGACACAGACGACAAAACAUCCAAACCCGGGACAGAAGUACCAUGGUAUUAGUAGGACAGCAUAUCUGCCAGACAACAAUGACGGUAAUGAAGUGCUGAUGCUUUUGAGGAAAGCAUUUAACCAGCAGCUUAUUUUUACUGUCGGGACGUCAAGAACAACUGGGCUGGAAAACCAGGUGACUUGGAACGACAUACACCACAAAACUUCAAUCAGUGGAGGACCAGAACGUUUUGGCUAUCCUGACCCUUCCUACCUGAGCAGGGUGAGAGAAGAGCUAAAGGCCAAAGGCAUCCAGUGAACUUUGAUCCAUAUGGCUGGGGUUGGUACCCGCCACCAUAUCAAUUUAAGAAGAAAUGGUGAAAAUACAAUUUAAAAGAUUGCAUUUAGUUGAAUUUGUAUGUUGUUUCUUUUGCUAAGAAUGGAUAUUACUAUUGUUGCAUGUUUCUGUGUGAAGUGUUAGCCGGGGUUUUUGAUGAAAGUAUAGUUUUAAUAUAAGAUGUGACAGUAGUGACGACUACUCUGUAAGUUUAUUAAACUAUGUUUUGAUUUUGUUUUGAUUAACCACAUUUUUUUUGCACAAUUUAACCAACAAUUGUCAACAACAAAGUCUGCACAAAUCUGCACCAGCUGUGGACAGGCAGCGGGGCAAGUUGGCAUAGAAAACAAGUGUGUGAGGGCAAAAGAAUUGAGCAGUCCUGGGGGGCAGUCAAUCAGACAUGAUGGACACUUUUGAGCCGAAGCUGGAUUAAAUUGACUUUUGCGAUCUGAUUAUCAACCCAGCUGAUGUGAUUGUUUACUCGUGAAUUGCUGCCUCAUUAAACAAGAGUUUAAUGCAUUCAGUUAUUCAUCUUUUGUUGGUUUAAGUGCAUGAUUUCCAGUCUUUAAUUACCAUACAGAGUCGGCUGAUUUGUCUCUGUGUGUACAUGCCAAGUCUGUUUAAAAUCUGUGAAGACUCUGCCAACAACUGCGACAAUAGCAGAGUAGCAUUUACCCAAAUACUCGUGAAGCAAUGCUGUUUACCUGUUAAAAUGCAGGGGGAAAAAAUCUGAAUAAAGCUUUAAAUUAAGUU